UUUUGAGGCGUUUACGCUCCGGUCUCCGCUCUCGAGAAUUUCGCGCAAAAAAUUUUUGAACGUGCUGGAAAUUUUCGAAACCCCUUUCAAUUAGUUUUUGCGGUUUUUCGUCCCCCCGGAAAGUGUCUCUCGCGUCCCGAGUGGUUGACCGUUUCUUCCGGUGACUCUGAUUCGCGGUUUCAUUAGUAAUCUCGAGUUCGGAAGCGGAAAAAGCGGUUAAGCCCUGAAUACAAAGUUGAAGCGAACUUUUUUCGGUUUCCGGCGACGACCCUGCAACCUGCGGGUGCCCAAGUGAAGGGACGAUCCGAUUCGGCCGCGCGAGGCCCUGUUUUUCAAAGGAACGGACCCCGCUAUGGUCAUGGAGGAAUACUACCAUGAGUGGCGGACUACCAAAACCACCCUGCGCCGGGUCCCCAUUAAGACAUCGUCUUCCACAAAGAAAACCACCAUGACGACGGCUCCAGCAAAAUUAUAUGGCAAAGAUUUAGAUGAAUAUGAGGAGUUAGAUGUGGAACAGUUACUCUCGCAACUAUCUCCAGAAGAAAUUAGUAUUCUUGCAAAAGAAGUGGACCCAGAUGAUAAUUUGUUGCCACCAUCACAAAGGUGUAGUUACGAAUGUGAGAAGAAGCCGACUGGACCACUAAAUAGGAAGAAACUAAUUGAACACAUUAACAAACAAGCUUUGGAAACGCCAGACAAACCAGAAUUCAAACCUUAUGUUGCGGGCACCAUUCGUGGCAAAAAGUGGAUUCCUCCUGAAAAUGUGAAUCAGAAGGAAGCAGACGAACAGAUAGCAAUUGAUCUGGGUGAUGAGUAUGAGCAAGCUCUAAGUCAAGCCACGCAAGAUGAAAUUAUCGACCUUGCAGCAAUUCUUGGAUUCCAUUCAAUGAUGAAUCAAGAUCAGUACCACGCGAGUCUGCUGAACAAAGGACAGCCCCUGGGUCUUGGUUGGGAUGGCAUCACGAAAGCGUCACAGCCCAAAGUCUUCCCCCCGGAACCCCCAAAUGAUACCAAUAUAGAGCUCAGUAUCCAGAUGGUCAAAGAGGACAAUUACGACCUCAAGCACUUGAACUGGAAUAAUAUUAAAAAUAUUUCUGACGAGAAGUUUGAACAGUUAUUUGAAGCGCUUAAAGAUAACACAAACUUGGAAACCCUAAGUUUAACAAAUACAGGUAUGACCGAUAGGACGGCCAUAAAAUUAGCGGAAGCUCUUGAAAAAAACUGUACUCUAAAAGUUGUAAAUGUUGAAACAAAUUUUAUUAGUCCCGAUGGUAUUGUACGACUUAUGAAAUCGUUGCUUAACCAAAGGUCUCUUGAAGAAUUCAGAGCAACCAAUCAGAGGUCACAAGUUUUAGGUAAUAAGAUAGAAAUGGAAAUUACAAAACUGGUCGAGUCCAAUCCAACAUUGUUAAGACUGGGACUUCACCUGGAGUACAACGAUGCGCGCCACCGCAUUGCAUCUCAUCUACAAAGGAAUAUUGAUAGGAACUGUCGACUCAACCCUGACGCCAAAGCCAGAUUUACAGUGAUGAUUGGUUGCGGGCCAAUGGGAGCGAUGGAGCUUCAGCAUAAGCUCUCCAUCCCUGCGCUCUAGCAACUUCACCCGCUGGGCGGGUCCGCGUGUAAAAUUUUAAACUUACUGUAAAUUUAAAUUUUUGUGCAUAAGUCGCUUGCGACGCAUGGGACACUUCUCUCGCACUUACACUGCUGGAUGGAUCACUUCCCGACGCUGAAUUCCAGUUUUCUUUUCUACUUUUUACGCAAUUGCCGCUUCAUGAAUCAAGUUUAUCAUAUUAUUGUCCACGUUUCAUUUCGAUGUCUACCUAUAAUUAUUCAAAGUCAGCUAUACAUUAAAGGGCCCCUACGCCCUGACUAAGGCUUUUCGUUGUAAGUGCAAUCAAGUAUAAUUUAUUGUAAAUAUUUGUAAUAUUCAAUUUUUGAGAACAAUAAAAUGCAUAAACAUUUUGUAACAA
Bemisia tabaci is the source of this 1973-nucleotide messenger RNA. NCBI's taxonomy places the organism in Eukaryota, Metazoa, Arthropoda, Insecta, Hemiptera, Aleyrodidae. The record is from RefSeq and is a predicted model, not a curated record.